CUGCCCGCACGCGGGGCCGCUCCGGCCGACGGCGCGCGCCCUUCUCGGUGGGCGGGUUCCCCCCCGGGUGCGCGCGGAGCGGCCAGGCAAGCGCCGCCAUGAUGAACAGCGGCGGGAUCGGGGUCCCGCUGGGCUUCCCCCUGGGCCCCACGUCCGUCAUCCAGGUCACCAACCUCUCCUCGGCCGUGACCAGCGAGCAGAUGCGGACGCUCUUCGGCUUCCUGGGAGAUAUAGAGGAGCUGCGCCUCUAUCCCCCGGACAACGCACCUCUUGCUUUUUCCUCCAAAGUAUGUUAUAUUAAGUUUCGCGAAGCAUCAAGUGUUGGUGUGGCCCAGCAUCUAACUAACACGGUUUUUAUUGACAGAGCUUUGAUAGUUGUUCCCUGUGCAGAAGGUAAAAUCCCAGAUGAAGCCAAAGCCCUCUCUCUAUUGGCGCCUGCUCCUACUAUGACAAGUCUAAUGCCUGGUGCAGGGUUGCUUCCUAUACCUACACCAACCCCUUUGACUACACUUGGUGUUUCACUUGGCACUUUAGGGGCUAUACCAGCAGCAGCAUUGGACCCUAACAUUACAGCACUGGGAGAAAUACCACAACCACCAAUUAUGGGAAAUGUGGAUCCAUCCAAAAUUGAUGAAAUCAGGAGAACAGUCUAUGUUGGAAACUUAAAUUCCCAGACUACAACAGCAGAUCAGCUGCUUGAAUUCUUCAAGCAAGUUGGAGAAGUCAAAUUUGUGCGAAUGGCAGGUGAUGAGACUCAACCAACGCGAUUUGCUUUUGUGGAAUUUGCUGACCAAAAUUCUGUACCUCGAGCUCUUGCCUUUAAUGGAGUUAUGUUUGGAGACAGGCCACUGAAAAUAAAUCACUCCAAUAAUGCAAUAGUGAAGCCUCCUGAAAUGACACCACAAGCUGCUGCUAAGGAGCUGGAAGAAGUGAUGAAGAGAGUAAGGGAAGCCCAGUCUUUCAUAUCUGCUGCUAUUGAGCCAGAGUCUGGAAAGAGCAGUGAAAGAAAAGGCGGUCGAUCUCGUUCCCAUUCUCGUUCAGAAUCCAGGUCUAGCUCAAAAUCCCGAUCUAGAAGAAAAAGAUCACACUCAAAACACAGAAGUAGAUCAGGCAACAGAUCUCUCUCAAGACACAAGGACAGACGCAGAUCCAGGAGUCCCCUGAAAAAACGGUCUAGAUCUUCGGAAAGGCGGAAAUCAAGAAGUCGCUCUCAUUCUCGGGACAAGAAAAGAGACAAAGAAAAGAUCAAGGAAAAGGAAAAGGUCAAAGAAAGAGACCGAGACAAGGAGAAGGAUAGGGACCGAGAAAAAGACAGGGAAAGAGAGCGAGAUAAAGAGAGAAACAGAGACAAGGACAAGGAGAGAGAUAAGGAGCGAAGCAAAGAUAGAGAGAGACCCCGAGAAAAAGAUAGGGACAGGGACAAGGAUAAGGACAAAGACAGACAGAGGGACAAGGACAGGGAAAAGGAAAAAGAUAAAGAGAAGGAAAAAGACAAGGAAGAGGUAGACCAGAACAAAGAAAAAGAAGAUAUUGAGAAAGAAGGAGAGAAGGACAGAGAAAAGAUUAAGGACAAAGAAGGAGAUAAGGACAAAGAGAAGGACAGGGACAAAGAAAAGGAAAAAGAUGGGGAUAAGGAAAAAGAGCGAGAAAGAGAAAAGGAGAGGGAUGAUAAAAAGAAGAAAGAUAAGAGAUCCAGAACACCCCCAAGAAGCUAUAGCUCUUCAAGAAGAUCUCGUAGCUCCAGCAGAGAAAGGCAUAAAAGGAAGAGUAGAAGUCCUUCCAAGUCUCCUAAAACAUCGAAAACAGCAAAAAGAAAGUCUUCGCGAACUCCUUCCCCCAGAAGAAACAAGAAAGAAAAAAAAAGAGAAAGAGAUACAAAUAAUGAAAGAAGAGAAAGAGAACGCUCCACCUCCAAGAAAAAAAGUAGUAAAGAAAAAGAGGGAAAGGAGAAAUCUGACAAAAGCACCACUGCUUUGAAGGAGAAAGAUAACAAUAAAGAGGAUCAGAAUUCAGAAACUGACAAGGAAGUAGACAAUAGAGAUGCACAAAGGACAGAUGAAGUCAAACUACAACAGAACGGGAACUGUCAACCAAAUGAAGAAAGCCUCUCAAUUAAAAUGGAAGAGGUUUAAAGCAGAGAAUGGACUUGUAAUUCAACUAAGGAAUGAAAUCCAAAGCAUCUUAUUUCCCAGAAUGAGGAAGAAAAUGUCAAAGCAAUCAACCUGACCGUAUUGAUAGUACUAGUAGUUCCUACAAUUCUUGUGAUAGCUUUGUUGUCUUCUUGCUGUAAAGCAAGAGAGCACGGACCAGUCAUUAUACCAUGAAAAGGCAGAUGCCAUCAGAACUAUUCAUCUCUGAAAAUCCAUGCAUUUCCAUGAUGGCUGUACUUGUAAAAUUAUAUAUGUUACGUUUUGCUAUAAGCUGUUACAAAUAAGUGGAAACUGAAAGAUGUAAACCUGUACUUUCCCAAAAAAGAUGAAGAUAUGCAUUGAGGGUUGUUUAAAAUACUGCUUGUUGAUGACUUGUGUUGUUUUACCCUGUGGGUUAAAAAAUCCCAAUGUGUAAUGUUUGAUGUGCUUGAAAAUGGUGCAUAAAUGUACACACCUUCUUUCCUUGUAAAUGACAACUGUAGGGAAAGGGGUUUUAAACAUAAACACAGUUUUACCUUAUGUUAAAUACCCAAGAACUAGUGUGUUUUUCAUUUGCUCACUGCUUGAGAUUCUUCGGGUUUAUUAUUUAAAAGAAUUUUUUACUAAUAUCCCUAAAAUUAAUAUUUCUUUUAAAGUAUUUGAACAAUGCAUGCUCUUUUUCUUUUCCUGUAAGGAACAUUGCCAUGUUAUAGAUAUUUGGUUAGCUUACUGGGUUGUUUUAGGAUUGGUUUGUUUUGUUGUUUUCUUUGUCCUUACAGAAAUGAGCACAUCAGUAUGGUAUUAUCAGAACUUACAGCUUUGUUUUGAGAUGUACUGCAGUGUGUCUGUCAAGCUGCAAAUAGUACAGGUGCCAUUAAGGAAAUAAUUUUUUUUCUUUGGUUAAAAAAAUACGGGAGCACAAGCAGAAGCUUUAGUGCCUUCUUAAAAUGUGAUAUUUUCUAGAAAUGUAUAUGUGUUGUUACACAUUUUCAGCUAAACCUUAUAUGAUCUCUAUUGCUAUUUUGCCACCACCGUACUGUGGACAAGGAUGCAAGUGAUUUGUCAGAAUGGUUGUUUGGUUCAUUUGUUAAAAUACUGAAGCUCCAUUUUACUUUUAUUUUUUACUCUCAAAGGAGAUUUAUAAAUGAGAGCAAAGAUGCAGUGUGGGGACCACCACUGUACAAAAGUAGUAGCUCAACAUAAAGCGUGUUCUGAUCACCUGCAUCAAGAAAGCCCUUAAGACAUUUAAUCUACAUUUGGAUGGCCUUAAUUGUUACCUCUUGAUCAUCUUCUCUGGUACCUGUAGGGUGAUGUAGAAGGAAUUGUUUGCAAAGCAGUGGGGGAUAAAUAAUUUGAGCAAGAAAGUUUAAUUUACACAGGGCUUACAUAGUAGAGUUUUUUUUUCAUUUUUUGGGAAGAAAGCACGUAAGAAGAGAAUGACGAAAUAUUUUUGUCAAGGGUAAAACAUGGCUUGUGUUCUCUGAACUAAUUUAAUUGGUUACAUGAGAUUUCUGAAAAGUCGUACUUCUAAGACAUAAUUAUAGCUAAAGUGGAGUAGAUUAUUUUUACUACAACUUAAUGCAAUGGAAUUAAUUGCCUUACCUCAUGGGAAGUGUUAUUUCUUUCAGUUGAAAUAAAAAAAUAAUAGUGUAUUGGC
Neopelma chrysocephalum (saffron-crested tyrant-manakin) is the source of this 3786-nucleotide messenger RNA. RefSeq names its product splicing regulatory glutamic acid and lysine rich protein 1 (gene SREK1). NCBI's taxonomy places the organism in Eukaryota, Metazoa, Chordata, Aves, Passeriformes, Pipridae. The coding region runs from base 99 to 2132 and encodes 677 amino acids. Gene Ontology annotation, molecular function: RNA binding. Gene Ontology annotation, cellular component: nucleoplasm. The transcript is spliced from 12 exons. The record is from RefSeq and is a predicted model, not a curated record.